This is a messenger RNA of Orbicella faveolata, 4623 nucleotides long. Its product is annotated as inactive serine/threonine-protein kinase ULK4-like. Lineage: Eukaryota; Metazoa; Cnidaria; Anthozoa; Scleractinia; Merulinidae. Gene Ontology annotation, molecular function: protein kinase activity; ATP binding; protein binding. The record is from RefSeq and is a predicted model, not a curated record. Gene Ontology annotation, biological process: protein phosphorylation.
UCAAUGCCAUCAUCGACUUGUCAAAAAUGGCGGUCGAUCCAAGGGAACCGUUGUUUACAAAUUUACACAAUUAAUUUGCGACACCACAGGAGUGGCCACAGCUGGUUUGACUUUCUCAUGGAGAACUACAUUUUGUACGACGAGGUUGGGAGGGGAGAACACUCGGUCGUCUAUAAAGGCCGUAAGAAAGGAACCAUUGAAUUUGUGGCGAUUCACUGUGUCGAAAAAUGCAAACGUAUUGAACUUCGAAAUAUUGUUAGACUAACCCAUGAAAUGGACCAUCCAAACGUAGUAAGGUUUCACGAGUGGUAUGAAACAACUAAUCAUAUUUGGAUGGUGGUCGAAUUGUGUACAGGGGACAGCUUGGACGCUGUCUUGACACAAGAUAAAUGCCUUCCCGAAGAGACUGUCAGAUGUUUUGGAGUUGAAAUUGCAAAAGCACUUUUCUACAUUCACUCCCUUGAUAUCCUUUAUUGUGAUUUAAAGCCAUCGAGGAUCAUGCUUGAUGGAGCAGGAGUCUUAAAGUUAAGUGAUUUUGCACUUGCCAGAGUAGAGGGUGAGGAUGACUUUUAUGACAAUUUGCUACAAGAACAGAACUCUGAUGGUGACGACGAGGACCAAAAUUAUAGGGGCACUGAGAGGGAGCAAGGCAAAAGGCCUAAACCAUCACCUCAUUACAUGGCCCCUGAGGUACUCAAUGGGGGGCCUCAUUCCAAAGAAGCUGAUUUGUGGUCAUUUGGCUGUGUCCUAUAUGAAAUGUUUAUGGGCGAACAACCUUUUGUUGCAGAUUCCUUUCCAGAGCUUGUGUCAAAAAUCUUUAGAGAUGACUCCCCGCAUCUCAGACUGAAAACAGAGGCUGUUACAAAUGACGGGUUACGAGAGCUUGACAAUCUGAUACAAAGUCUCUUGGUGAAGGAUCCAGAACAACGUUUAGGCUGGAGAGAUUUAAUAGUGCAUAAGUUUUGGAAUGGUGAACUGGAACAUCAGUUGAAGUCUGGUGAAGGAAAUGAUGAAGCAGCUGCAAUUGAGGACCAACAAGAAUCACGGCCAGAAGAGUCAGAUGAACACUUACCCAGUGGAUUUGUCAAUGAAGACAAAGAAAAGGUCAUCUCGAACAAUGAUGUGCUGAAUCUGCCAGACCAAGUGGUCAGGCAAGGAACAUACACCUUCAGUAGCAGGCCACAUACUGCUGAUUCAGCAUCAAGCAGUGGAGAAAAUAAAUCCUUAGGGAAAACACAAACAGUAGCAAGACGAACAAAGUCAGACGAUCAGUAUGACAGUACUUCCAACUCAAAUAAAACAUCAAAACAGGCUGGAAAGAACUCUAAUGCUUCAGCUUCUAAAGCAAAGAGCAAUAAGUCAACGCCAUUGAAACAGAAUCAAACAUUCAAUAAAAGGGACUUCAAUGGAUUGAAACAGAAUGGACCUACUCAAAAUGAAGUUCAGGAAUUAAACUCAUCUUUGGUGCUGGGAGUGCAGGAAGAUGAAAAUAGUGGAAAUCAAAAGAGCAUUUCAGAUCUGGCCAAUCACCCAUCUGAUUUUAUAGUAACGCCAAUUGCUGACAACCCAAAAAUCAAGAAAUUUGCCCUUCCUAAGUGGGAUUCUAAGGCAUUGCCUUGUCAGCCUUUGAAACCAGGAGAACUUGUAGACCUUCCAGAAGUUAAAUUUGAAGAGCAUUUGAGUGCUAUCAGAAGCUUGUUGUGUCAAAGUGACAAAUCAACUACUGGUCCUAUUGCUGCUCUUCACAGAAGUAAACUGCACACAUCAUCUUAUUUGGCAUCACUCUGCCGUGAUGGAGAGAUUGCCAAUGUAAUCUUUGAUUCUGAUUUUAUAUCUGCUGUUUUGAGGCAGAUUAAGUCUGGCUUUUCUGCAGAUUUUAAAGCAAGGCUUGGUUAUGCCCUCAGUCUUUUAGCUGGUAAUGCUACCAUGAUUUCUGAGGACUUCAACAUGACAGAAGUGUUCACAGUACUGACAGAAGUGAUUAGAGACAAUUUUCGGAAUGCCAAGCUCAAGCAGCAUCUGUUGCCAGCACUGGGGGAAUUUCUGUUUUAUGCUGCAACUCAAGAGGAAAAUUUGGGCUGUGCAAUUCCACAGUGGGAUGUGCCAGGAGUUACAUACACCAUCAUCACCAGAUGUCUUCAUGAAGGUGAAGACAUUGUGGUCCAACACUUUGCUGCAAAAUCAAUUGAGAAUGUGGCAUCUACCCAUGGCAGGCAUUGCAACAAGUUUGUGACAAAUGAUACAGCUCAGCUUCUUUGGAAUUUCUUCACUCACUGCACUGUUGAUGCCCAGAAGGUCACGGCGAUUUCAGCCCUAAGUCGCUUGACAAGCCACAUGCCGUCUGUCUUCCAACAUGUGAUAGAGAAGGCGGGUUUCAAGGCAGUAAGCGCAGCCUUAUCCAGCAGUGUGCCCAAGAUCCAACAAGGCUUGGUAACAAUGUUUGUCAUGCUGUUGUCCACGAGACCUCAGAUGCGAAGGCUUGUUCAAGAACGAGACUUGAUCACCAAAGGUCUGCACCUGUUUGAGAGUCCCUCGAUGGUCAUUCGCGGGAAAGCAUUUCUGUUGGUCCUGACCAUGGUACAGUCCAGUCCAGAAGCUCUUUUGUUGUGUUGUCAGUCAAGGCUUGUCAUGUAUAUUGAGCGCCAGCUGAAGCGAGGCACCCCUGUCAAAGGAGAGAGCCCAGAAAAUCGAGACUAUCUCGUACAGUGUCAGAAUCUCUGCGUGUCUGCCAUCGUGGAUGCCAUGCCUGGUAUUCUAUCCGAUGUGUUGGCAUCACUGGAUGCGGUACAAGGACGGAAGCAUCCCUCAGCGGGACAAGCCAAACAGUUACGAAUACACCUCCCGCUUCUGUCAAUCAUUCUACACCUCGUAACAAGUCACGCUUUCCGUUCUCAUGUCACCAAUGAAGAAUUUCUUGCCAAUGUCGGCCUGCUUUUGUCGCAUGUAAUCUCCAUUGACUCCGGCAGCACCAGCAUUGGCUCAGCAGCUGGUCCGAACGCGGCGGAAGAUCUCAUCAACGUGGUAUUGUCCAUCGCUGAAGCAAUCACGCAACACCCUCCCAUACUCCUGCAGUAUCACGCUAUCGUCACGCAACACAUCCUGCCUCAUCUGGCAGCGCUAAUGAGCAGUUCUAGUGGAGAUACAAGAGUGUUGAGCUUCAGGAUGUUUGCUGAUGUAGCGUCGCUGUAUUUAGAUAGCCAGAAUGUGUAUAAUUCUUCCAGUAAUGUUGAGGAUGUGUUGGCCAGCACAAGGAAACUGAACGAGGUCAUUAAUGACCACUUACUGCCCCAGUAUCACCUCAUCCUUCAAGACCAGGAUCCUUUGCCAGCCUAUGGCCUGAAGCUGUUGUUGUCGUUCCUGGAGCGUAGCCCUGAUAUCAUCCACACAGUCGUCAAUCAAAAGCUUCUGCUCACCGUGUCCGAGGUCCUCCAGGCCCACACUGACCGAGUGGACAGAGGUAUGGUGCUGAGCAUGGUUGGGUUACUUGACUGUUUAGUGUCUGCUAAAGAUGUUGAUGUGUCCUCGCUGUACGAUCAAGGUUUGAUUGACAGCCUCGUGUCGGUGUUCGCAGAUAUUGCUUCAACUCAAAACGAUGAAAACGACGCGUCGGUGGCCAUGUUACUUCCCCUUCUUGAUUCUUUGAACAACACACUGAAGUACGUCUCCAGAGAGGUCCGCAAAGCUCUGCAAGCGAAAACCGAGCCAGGACCUGAAAACGAGGCUCAAACACAGCUGGCUGAGAAGCUUCUUGUUGAGAGUAAACCGCUGGUCGACAUGACUGGCGUGCUUAUCAACUACCUCUGUCACGAGGACCCGGAUGUUAGAGACAGCGCGUGUAGGUGCUUGUACCUUAUGGUCGAACUGUUUGGAGGGAUAUACGAGGACUCCUUGAGCACGGAGAACAUGGAGUGCUUUGCGGAGGCGUUGAGCACCGCUGACAUUAAGAAACAGAAGCAGCUUUUGCGAAUCAUCAAAAGACUGAUUUCUUCAAAUUCACCGCUUAGUGAUGCAGAUGAAAAUGGUUGGCAAGGUUUCAUUGAUGUUCUUCAAGGACUUGUGAAUACGAAAAACUCCACCAGCGCGGAAGAAGCUGCUGUUCAAGGCCUUGUACAAGAAAUUCUUGUUAAACUUGGCCUAACGAAAUAGCCCGGUGCUCAGUGAAGUGUUUUCUAUUUGUGUUUUCAUUUAGUCUUGGCCUGGAAAGGAUAAGACUAAGAAAGAGAAAGAGAAAGAAGCGAAAAGCGACCAUCCUUGUACCCAACAUUCCAUAAAAACAACGCUUUGUAUGUCAUUGAUAAAUUCAUAACUGAGUGCAAUUGUUUUCAGAAGCGGUUUGUAAACUUUUGCCCUGCUUCGGCAGUAAGUAAAACAAAGUACAUUCUCAAGCUUGUCUCGAAUUUGAUCAUAGUAAAUAAACCCCUCUGGUGUAAGACUCGUGGAAAAAACUUUGGCCCUUCGCUGGAGCGUUAAACGUUUCUUCCAGCGAAGGACUUAACAUUUUUCGACAAUAACUUGACAGAUCCAUAUAAAGACUGCUUGAACCCCGAAACCUGCUUCAGGGUAAAUAAAGACAAGAGACUUUCAUCUACUACCGCAGUUCAUAUAUGAAUUAUUUCAUAUAAA